Molecule: messenger RNA, 6468 nt
Organism: Closterium sp. Naga37s-1
Lineage: Eukaryota; Viridiplantae; Streptophyta; Zygnematophyceae; Desmidiales; Closteriaceae
Source: the annotation of a GenBank genome assembly
AUGGGAGCGUGCGUCGAGCUGCUGCAGAGGAACCAAGUCCAGCAUGGGUGCGUGCGAGCUGCAGCAGAAAGCAAGGUCGCUAGAGAACCGAUCCAUCAUGGGAGCGUGCGAGUUGCUGCAGCAGGAGCCGGGGUCACUAGAGAAUCCGAUCCAUGCUGGAGCUCCGCUGCCUUUCUCUCCACCCACUCUCUCCUCCCCAUCCCUCUCUACCCCGCUUUUUAUUUAUUCUCCCCUGCUUCCAUCAGCAUGGGAGCGUGCGAACUGCUGCAGCAGGAGCCGGGGUCCCUGGAGAACCGAUCCAUGCUGGAGCUGCUCCAUCUCAACGACCAACCGCUCUUCAUGGACACGCUGGUUAAGUGCGCGCGCUUAGCUCCCUCCAGCAGCACGGCGCCGUCGGUCCGCCCGUGCAGCGCACACGCCGCCACAGGGACCAGCCAGCCAAGCUAUAGGGGUACAUUCACUGACGCGCCUCAGUACUCACAACAGCAGCAGGCAUAUGGGGGAGAGCAGGCGUAUGCUGGGCAGCAAAUUCGUGGGAAUACAGAAUUCUGGGCUACAACACCUGCUACGACCCCCGCCACAACCCCCGCGACAACCCCCACUACAACCCCCUUCAACCCGCCGCAGCAGGAGCAGCACGGUUGUUUCUCAGGCGCUUCUUCUUCUCACGCUGCCCGGCGCGAGUUUUCUACUACUGGGGCUGCUGUUUCGGGCAGCGGCGGAAGGUUUUUCCGCGGGCAGCACCAGCUGCACGUGCGUCUGAGGGUGGAUGAGGAGGCGGAGGGGGAGGACCCUCAGACUGAGCAGCAGUUUGUGUGGGUGCGCGCACGGAUGCUGCCUGUCGUGGCACGGAGACAAGUUGUGGGCGAAGCGAGGAGAGAUGCAAGGGGAAGGGAGUCAGAAGGAAGUGAUGCAGCGUUUGUGAGAGGGCAGGCAGGGGCAGCGGGUACUGGAGCAGGUGGGGCAGGAACAGCGACAGCAGCAAGCGGCAGAGGAAGGCUGUCAGUGGUGUGUGUUUUCGAGGAGCUUGAGGUGGUUCCCGCCUCUGUGGCUGCACCUGCAGUGGCGGCUGUAGCAGGCGAGCCAACAUUUUCCUUAGACCCUGCCGCUGCUUCUGCUGCUGCUACUGCUGCCGCCGCUACCUCUGCCGCUGCUUUCGCUGCUGCCGCUGCAGCGGCUGUAGCGGCCGCAGCCGCAGCCGCUACAGCCACCCGCAAGCCCCAGCCCGCCCCUGUGACUAUAGAGAAGAGGAAAGGGCCCAUGACGCUACCGACGCUUCCCCGGUGGCGCUCUAACGAGGAUCUUAUAGAGGAGGGUGAUCCGUUAGAAGACAGGCAGUUACUGGAUCAGCUACCAACGAGGAUAGAGGAGAUCAAGGCACGUUUCGAGGGUAGAGGGGGUUCGGAAGAAGAGGCUAGGGUUGGAGCAGAGGAGAGGAGGCGUCAAGGGGAUCUGGGCAAGUGGCAGGGAGGGAGGGGAGGUAGGGGGAACCGGGGGCAAAGGUGGGUUGACGGUGCGAGUGCUGAGGCAAAGAGUGAGCGGUUGUUGGGGCAGGAGAAUGGGGGAAGCGGGGAGAGGGAGGAGGGGAGGAGCGACGGGAAGGAGAGGAGAGAGGGGAGCAAGGGAGAUGGGGAGAAGGGCGAGGAAGCGUGGGAGCAACGGCAGAGCAUGAGUGGUGGUUGCACCAGUGCUGCUGCUGCGGGAGUGGGUGGUGGGGCAGAGGAAAUUGGCAGCGGGGCAGUUGAAAUUGGUGGUGUGAACGAUGGGAGCACUGAGAGGGAGGCUUUAUCUGAGGAAGGUGCGCUGGUAACGUAUGGGCUGCACUUGAGGAGGGCUCUGGAAGGAGAAGGGGAAGGAGAAGGGGGAGUGACUGUAGCGGAUGAGAUCAUGAAGGGGGGGUUGGGGGACGGGAGGCAGAGGAGCAGGAGCCUAGGUGCUGGUAGCAGCAGCACGGACCUUCCUUCUGUUGCUGUUGCUGAUGCUAGUGCCGCCACCACCACUGGUGCUGCUGGUGUUGUUGGUGCUGCUGUGGGUGAUGGUGGUGCUGCUGGUAUUGCUGCUGCUGUUGCUGCUGCAGAGGCAGAAAGAAUGGGGGUAUUUGAGAGGAUUCAUGCACCACAGACACUGGCAGGAAAAUCCCCAGAUGCAGCAGUGGAAGGGAGAGGUAAGGGGAAGCAGUUGGGAGGACAACGGAUAACAGUUAUAUCGGGGGAUGGUUGUGGUGAUGCUGGGGAUGAUGGUGCAUUGGAUGGUCAUGGGGGCGACAGACAUUUUAAAGAACAAGGCACCUGCAUAGCUGAUCCGAAUGGCUGUGAUGGUGGUGAUGGUGGUGACGGUGGUGAUGAUGCUGCAGAUGGUAAUUUGCAGCACGCUCAAGGAGAUCAAGGACGGAUGAUGAUCGAGGUUGAGGAGGAGCCAGGAGCUGAAUCAAGCGCCAAGGCAGGGAGAAUGGGAGCGGCAAGAGCUUGCUCUGCUGCCGGAGGUUCACAUGCUGUGCCCGGUGCUGCCGCUAGUCCUGCUGCUGCUGCCUCUGCUGCUGCCCCUGCUGCUGCUGCCUCUGCUGCUGCCCCUGCUGCUGCUGCCUCUGCUGCUGCCCCUGCUGCUGCUUCUGCGGCGGCUGCUGCUGCUGCAACUUGCUCUGCUUCUGGGUCUGCUUCUGCCGCUUGUUUCGGAGCAGGUGUGGAGGUGGAGAGAGUGGGGGUAAGGGAGACUUUUGAGUCGACUCAAAAGUCACCAGGUUUGGAGGUGGACAGAGUGGGGGUAAGGGAGGGGAUUUGGACGGACUUUCUCAAGAAAGGGUUGACUCGGCUGUUGGAAGCACAGAACGCUCCGAGUGAUGAUGACGAUGACGAUUAUGAUGUGGAGGAGAAAGAGGAGGAGGGGGAGAGGGAGCGUGGCGGAAAAGAGGAAGAGAUGGAGGAGAUAGGGGGGACUGGUCCGAGAGAAGAAGGUGCAGCAGUGAGUGAGGAGGGAGUGGAGGGAGAGAGGGAGGCUGCUGGAAAGGCGUGUGAGGAGGAGGAGGUAGAGGAGAUUGUGAGGGUCAAACCGGGUCGGAUGGGGAUGGGGAUGGGGGUGGAUGCAGCAGCAGCAGGGAGAGGGGCAGAUGGAGCAGGAACGAGUUUUUUGCCACCAGGAGUCCAGGCUGCUGCUGCAGCAGCAGGGAUAGGGGUAUCGGAUUCGGAUAACCUAAGCAAGUACCUUUCUGCGUCGGACCCAAUAUUCGUUUGUAAGAACCUCACUAUAGUCGACUGCAACGACAGCGCCGCCCGCAUCCUCCGGGUGGCCCAAAACGAGUGCAACACCCGCAUCUUUGGCCAAUCACCAGUCGUCUUCUCGCCGCCCGUGCAACCCGAGGGGAUCCUCUCAGCAGUAGCAAGCGAGCAGCGCUGGCUUGACAUAGCCACGAGCAACGGCCGCCCGUGUAGAUUCCCCUGGGUGCACAUGUCGAUCGAUGGUCAGAUGUUUCUCGUGGAGGUGAUGGCGAUGGUGCUAGUGGACGGCCCAGAUACGUUCCACAUCACCAUGUGGAAACAGUACCUCAACUCCUCGUCUCUUACCCGCGAGCUGAGGCUUGCCGCCCGCGCGAAACGGGCGGCCGAGAGGUCGCGGGUUCAAUUCCUGGCAAACAUGAGUCAUGAGCUGAGGACGCCGAUUAACGGCGUGCUGGGGUAUGCACAGCUGAUGAUGCAGACCCAAUUGGAUCCAGAGCAACAGUCUUACCUGCAGAGUAUAUACGAGUCGGGCGAGGUGCUUCUUGGAACCGUCUCUCAGGUGUUGGAGAUGAGUCAGCUGCAGAAGCGGGAGGUGGUGCCAAGGCGGGUACGCUUCGAUCUACACAGGGCUAUUGGGGAGGCGGCUGGCAGCAUGCGCCCUUUGGCGCACAGGAAGGGGCUGCAGGUAGCAUGGUGGCGGGUAGCAACUGGGAACUGCCUCAUUGCUGGCAGAAUGCGGUCUCUUGCGCACGGGAAUCCCAUCGCCCUUCUCUCUCGUUCCCUCACAUCCCUCCCCGUUCUCACCCCUUUGCAGUUCGGGAUCAGCAUGGACAGAGCAGUGCCGCACGCAGUGUUGGGAGACCCAUCCAUGCUGCGCCAGCUGCUGCUGCACCUGCUCUCCAACGCCCUCAAGUUCACCCACCAAGGCACCGUGCAACUCACAGUGCGCGUCCUGACCCCUCCUGGAUCUGCUGCUGCUGCUGCUGGUGCUGCUGGUGCUGGUGGGGGAGUGGGGGCAGGAGGGAAGCAGAGGGGUGCGGGUCGGCGGGUGUCACAGGUUAUGGGCAAGGCAGGGGAAGGGCGGCAAGGGGGCUUAGUGGGGAGAGGGCUGCAAGGGCAGGAGGGCAAACAGGAGCAGGCAGAGCAGCAGCAGGAGCAUCAGCAGCAGGUGGAGGACGAGGAGGGCUGUUCUGCUGCUGGCACUCAGGGUGUGUGGGGGAGGAGUGAAGGGGGAGCGAGUGGGAGGGAGAGUGGGGCUGUUGAGGCAGGUCGAAUCAUGACUGUUUCAGAAGCCCAGCUGCUGCCGCAGGCUGCUGAAAGGGAGAGGAAGGAGAGGGAGAGGAAAGCGAGGGAGAGAGAAGAGAGGGAGAGGGCGGAAAGGGAGGGGAAAGCGGGGGAGGGGGAAGAACAUGAGGGGGAAGAAAGCGAGGGGGAAGAGAGAGAGAAAGACAGAUCCAGGUCUGAGUUCAGGGAAUCCAAGCAGAUCACAAGGCUUUCUUUCGAGGUGGUGGAUACAGGAGUGGGAGUGCCGCCCAACAUGCUGCAUCAAAUCUUCAAGCCCUUCGUGCAAGUGGACGACUCUGCCGCCCGGGAGUACCAGGGCCUUGGGCUCGGAUUGGCUAUCGCGCAGUCGCUUGUCCGGCUUCUGGGCGGCGAGGGGAUCCAUAUUGAGAGUGAGCCGGAUAAGGGGUCGUGUUUCGCGUUUACCCUUCCUUUUGAGGUGUGGAAGGGGGAGAGGACGGGGGGGAGGGAGAAGAGGAGGGUAAGGGAGGGUGAAAGUGUGGGUGGGGAUGGGGCGGAGGGUGGAGGUGAGGAGGCGGAUGUGAAUGGAGAAGAAAGAUCGGGGAGAGAGGUUCUUGGAGGGGGGGUUUUGGAUAGUGGCCGCGGGCAGGGCAAGCAAGCAAGGAUCGGUGGGGUGAGAUUCGAUGAGGAGAGGUUGCAAUCGUGGGGGGAUGAUAGAGGGGAGUAUGGUGGGUUGGUAGUUGAAGGGAGCGAGCGUGGGGAGAGCAGCGGAGCAGGGGAAGAAGGAGAGGAAGCGAAGGGAGGAGGCGAGAAGGGUGGCGUUCCAGGGAGUAUGAAGCGGAAGAGAGCAGAGGAGAGCGGUGGUGAUGAGAUGGGGAUGAGGCAGGAGCGUCAAGGGGAGGGGAUGGGCAGGGGAAUGUGGGGAGAGGUGCAGGUGGGUCGCUGGGGGGAGGAGCAGGGGGGGGAGUGGGGAGAGGAGGGAAGUGAUGCGAUGGAGGAGAGUGGUAAAGAGAGAGGAAAGGAAAGACGAAAGGACAGAGGAGAGGGGAGGGGGGAGAGCAGAGAUGUGGAGGCACGGAGGGAGGAGGCGAGGAGAAGGAAAUGGAGGGUACAACACGACAGAGGAUUCUUCAGUGGUGCUAGGCGUGCCAAUAAAGGCCGUGAAGGGCUCUUGGCAGAAUCAAAUCCGUUAGGUGCUGCUCUGAUCCGAACCACCAGCCCUGUAAGCGCUGCUCUGCUCCGGUCUGAAAUUCCUACUGCCGCUUCUAUAGGCGCUUCUAUAUGCGUUCCCAUGGGUGGCUCUAUGGGCGCUUCUCCGGGCGCUACUGUGGGAGAUUUCGCCAGCCAGCCCCUCCUGUUCGACCCUGAGAUGCAAGCCCAGGCACAUGAGACAGCACCUGUGCGUGCUCCGCAUGCCCCUGGGGGGAGUUCAGGGGGGGGUUCAGGCUUAGUGUCUGGCUUGGGGUCAGGCUUGGGGUCGGGUUUGGGGUCAGGCCCCCUUGUGGAGCCUUCGCAAACGAUGAUGCCACUGCACGCUGAAUUGGUCAACCGCAGCGUGCUGCAGCGGCUGCUGCGGUCGCUCGGAGCAGAGCAGCUGGUGUUGGCCCGCAACGGGGCCGAGGCUGUAGCGGUGUGCGAGAAGGAUGGAGAGGGGUUGGAUGUUGUUUUUAUGGACCUUCAUAUGCCAGUCAUGGAUGGGUUUGAGGCGUCGGCGCGGAUUCUCGGGCUUUGGAGGAGUCGGUAUGGGUCGGACGCGGUGCCGCGGACUAGUAGCAUGUCGCAGCAACAACAGCAGCAAGUUCAAGCAGUGCAUCCCUUACAGCCCCAGCAGGUGCAGCUGCAGCAGCAAGAAUGUUCGUUUCGGUACAGACCGCUGCUUGUUGCAAUCACGGCAAGUGCAUUGGAGGAGGAAGAGGAGAAGUGUAGGAAGGUGGGCAUGGAUUUCUUUCUCACUAAACCAGUGAGAUUAGCUUCUCUACGAAGUCUUCUCGACCAUGUGAAAGCUGGCAAAUAA